Molecule: messenger RNA, 1228 nt
Organism: Guillardia theta CCMP2712
Lineage: Eukaryota; Cryptophyceae; Pyrenomonadales; Geminigeraceae
Gene: RPS5e
Product: small subunit ribosomal protein S5e, cytoplasmic
Exons: 1
Coding region: 11-601 (196 amino acids)
Biological process (GO): ribosomal small subunit assembly; translation
Cellular component (GO): ribosome; cytosolic small ribosomal subunit
Molecular function (GO): structural constituent of ribosome; rRNA binding; mRNA binding
Source: RefSeq, a predicted model, not a curated record
AGCGCACAGCAUGACGAGCACUUUCGCCAACGAGGUCAAGCUGUUCAACAAGUGGAGCUACGAUGACAUCGAGGUCAGCGACAUCUCCCUCGAGGAUUACAUCGCUGUCAAGCCCAAGUAUGCUCAAUUCGUUCCUCACUCCGCCGGUCGCUUCCAGGCGAAGAGGUUCAAGAAGGCCCAGUGCCCCAUUGUCGAGCGCCUCACCAACUCGAUCAUGAUGCACGGUCGUAACAACGGUAAGAAGAUCAUGGCCGUUCGCAUUGUCAAGCAUGCGUUCGACAUCAUCCAUCUCCUCACCGACUCCAACCCGAUCCAACAGCUCGUCGAGGCUAUCAUCCAGGCCUCCCCUCGUGAGGACUCUACCCGUAUCGGCUCUGGUGGUGUCGUUCGUCGUCAGGCUGUUGACGUUUCUCCUAUGCGCCGUGUGAACCAGUCCAUCUACCUCAUCACCCAGGGAGCUCGUCAGGCUGCUUUCAGGAACAUCAAGACCAUCGCUGAGUGCCUCGCCGAUGAGAUCAUCAACGCUGCCAAGGGAUCCUCCAACUCUUACGCCAUCAAGAAGAAGGAUGAGCUCGAGCGCAUUGCCAAGGCCAACAGAUAAAUGUGGAUGCCUUGUGUGCUUGUCUUCCUCCUUCUAUGCAGUUUAUUGAAAGUCUCAAAAUCGCAAGGUCUCGCCCUGCGUCGCUCGAGCAGCCUAUGUGCUGGCCUGGAGCGCUUUGACAGGAUCUUGAAUACAUAAAGUGCAUUGAAAAAUCGCAAGGUUUCGCCCUGCGUCGCCAAUGGCGUGCAAACACUAACAGGGGAUGGUUUUUUGCUUUGUUAGAUUGAGGCAGCAGAGCUUGAGGAGAGUGGAGAGUUGAGAUGGGUGAGGAGGGAUGGAAAGAAAGAUGUGUAGGAAGAAAGAGAAGGCCUGAAGAGAGUAUGGCCCGUCCUUGAACAAACCAUUUCAACAAGCUGUGAUUGCACACGAGCAGAAGGUAAGUUAUGUCUUUCAAGCUAAAUUUACAGUUACACACGUCAAGCUCCAACAUUUCAUCUUAAUCCUGUCGAAACAUCAUGCAUCUGAUGAAAAGUGGAUAUCACAAAACAGCCUUUGCAAGCGGCGUCCUCUCCUACACCCAUCGACGGGCAGCUGCCUCACCUACAUACGACAACAAGCAGCACAAAUGAACUCAAAGCAGCGUGGAGACUUUAGAGGUCCUGGAAGAUAUAUAAACUUGUUUCGCUC